Cyprinodon variegatus (sheepshead minnow) is the source of this 901-nucleotide messenger RNA. Its product is annotated as urokinase plasminogen activator surface receptor-like. Lineage: Eukaryota; Metazoa; Chordata; Actinopteri; Cyprinodontiformes; Cyprinodontidae. The transcript is spliced from 5 exons. The coding region runs from base 17 to 664 and encodes 215 amino acids. The record is from RefSeq and is a predicted model, not a curated record.
GUCUACCAGCAGCAAGAUGUUCCUCUUUACUUUGGUUCUUGGGGUUCUGCUUCUCCAAAAAGCUGACACCCUGGACUGCUAUGAAUGUACACCUGACCCCUAUGGGACUUGCAAAGAGGGACAAACAACAUGUGAACCUGUGUUUAAGCAAUGUGCAGCAUUAAAACAGGUUACCUUUGCAGAAUCUAUAAGUCCUAUAGAAGUCAAGGCCAGAGGCUGUGGUACCCCUGCAGACUGUGUUGAAGGGUCUGUCAACUAUGGAGUGUCGAGAGCUGUGGUAAAAAGCACAUGCUGCUCAACAAAUCUCUGUAACUCCUAUCCUGUUAUUUCUUCCAAUCCUCCUCCAAAUGGAAGGAAAUGCUACACCUGUGUAGGCGAAAACUGCGGUAAAACACUUCAAUGUUUAGAGAAUGAAAACUACUGCAUCAAAUCAGUAGCGAGUUCCAGUGGACAAACCGCAACACUAAAGGGCUGUGCCUCCGAAUCAGUGUGCUUGGAUCUAAAAACUUCACUAAUUAAACGGUUGACAAACGACACUGUGACAAAGAACACUGGAAUAAAGCAUUACUGCUGCAAGGGUGACUUCUGCAACAGCGCCAGCAGUGCAAGUCCUGCCCUUCUGCUGUUUUUGAUGCCGGUGUUUUUUAUGUCUUAUUUUAGCUGAGAGGGGAAAAAAAUGCAUAUCUGAAAACUUCCUUUAGAAGUAUCAUUAAUUUGACAAAUACAGUCAUCUACCUUUGGCUGAGUUUGUAAAAAUUAAGAUAAGGUUACCAAAAUGCUUGCUUAGUGUGAGGGAUUGCCUUCCAGUCAAUGAGUCAAUGCAAUCAAGUGGUUUUACUUAGAUAGAAAACCUUGAACCAAUCUGAAUGUAUGAUCUGAUUGAAUUGUAAAGUGCUUUAAG